Messenger RNA from Linum trigynum, 1242 nucleotides. NCBI's taxonomy places the organism in Eukaryota, Viridiplantae, Streptophyta, Magnoliopsida, Malpighiales, Linaceae. The record is from the annotation of a GenBank genome assembly.
AUGGACGGCGGAGCGAGCGGCGCGGCACCACCGACCGACACGGAGAUGUCGGAUGCGCAGCCGGCGGCGGCAGCCCCUCCCGCCGACCCGAACCAGCAGGUCCCGCCACCUGGAGGGAUCGAUAACAUCCCGGCGACGCUCAGCCACGGAGGCCGGUUUAUCCAGUACAACAUCUUCGGCAACAUUUUCGAGGUCACCGCCAAGUACAAGCCUCCAAUCAUGCCUAUCGGAAAGGGCGCCUACGGAAUCGUCUGCUCGGCUUUGAACUCGGAGACUGGGGAGCAUGUGGCGAUAAAGAAGAUUGCCAAUGCUUUCGAUAACAAGAUUGAUGCCAAGAGGACGCUUCGCGAGAUCAAGCUGCUUCGUCACAUGGACCACGAAAACGUGGUUGCUAUCAGGGAUAUAAUUCCUCCACCCCAGAGGGAGGUAUUCAAUGAUGUGUAUAUAGCAUAUGAGUUGAUGGACACGGAUUUACAUCAGAUUAUCCGGUCGAAUCAAGGAUUGUCAGAGGAGCACUGCCAGUAUUUCUUGUACCAGAUUCUUCGUGGAUUGAAAUACAUCCAUUCAGCAAACGUCCUGCACAGAGAUUUAAAACCGAGCAAUCUUCUCCUGAAUGCAAACUGUGACUUGAAGAUUUGUGAUUUUGGGCUUGCUCGUGUUACCUCUGAAACUGAUUUUAUGACUGAGUACGUCGUUACAAGAUGGUACCGAGCUCCUGAGUUGUUGCUGAACUCGUCUGACUAUACUGCUGCUAUUGAUGUGUGGUCGGUUGGUUGUAUUUUUAUGGAGUUGAUGGACCGGAAGCCCCUGUUUCCUGGCAGAGAUCAUGUCCACCAGCUUCGCUUGUUAAUGGAGCUCAUUGGCACACCUACGGAGGCUGAGCUAGGGUUCCUAAAUGAAAAUGCAAAGAGAUACAUUCGACAGCUUCCUCUCUAUCGGCGACAAUCAUUCACUGAGAAGUUUCCAACUGUUCACCCAUCAGCCAUUGAUCUCGUCAAAAAGAUGCUGACAUUCGAUCCCAGACAGAGAAUAACAGUUGAAGACGCACUUGCUCAUCCGUACUUAAACUCUCUCCACGACAUCAGUGACGAGCCAGUGUGCAUGACUCCAUUCAGUUUUGACUUCGAGCAGCGUGCACUGUCCGAAGAACAGAUGAAGGAGCUGAUUUACAGGGAGGCCCUGGCAUUCAACCCCGAUUACGACUCUUCUUCAUCUGCCUUCGAUCCAGGUGCCUUCCAAUGA